Guillardia theta CCMP2712 is the source of this 650-nucleotide messenger RNA. RefSeq lists its product as hypothetical. The transcript is spliced from 5 exons. The record is from RefSeq and is a predicted model, not a curated record. Bases 5 to 547 code for a protein of 180 amino acids. Lineage: Eukaryota; Cryptophyceae; Pyrenomonadales; Geminigeraceae. Gene Ontology annotation, cellular component: extrinsic component of mitochondrial inner membrane. Gene Ontology annotation, biological process: mitochondrial protein processing; mitochondrial proton-transporting ATP synthase complex assembly. Gene Ontology annotation, molecular function: metalloendopeptidase activity.
AAACAUGGGGGUGCAUGAAGAAGCGGAGAAAUGGAAGGAGAAAGCGAUCAAACGAUCUCCAUUCGUCAAGUUCAUGAUGGAGCACAUGGCCAAGAGGGGCUGCCCUGUAGACGAGAGUUUCUUUGUUGUUCGCCAUUGCGAUGAGAAGGUAGGGGGAGGGUUUGAUGAGUCAGCCUCGAGGCAAGGAGGCGUGGUUCUCUGUGAGAAUCAUCUUCGCAACUACGCGCAUACUGAGAUGACGAUGACGCACGAGCUCAUUCACGCCUACGAUCACUGCCGCGCGUUCGUCGAUUGGACCAACUGUGUGCAUCACGCGUGCAGUGAGAUCAGAGCUGCCAACCUGAGCGGCGACUGCAAGUGGUGGCAGGAGAUUCUGCGAGGAAACACCGCCUUCCUAGGUCAAGGACGUGCCUGCAUCAAGCGACGCGCUGCUCUCUCUGUGUCUAUGAAUCCGGCAUGCUCGGCUCCCGGAGUCGCGCAAGAGGCGGUGGAGAAAGCGUUCGAGCGCUGCUAUGCCGACACGAGCCCCUUCGAUCGCGUUCCUUGAGCUGCUCAUGCAGCUGAAGUGACACAAGCCAGACAUGUUUAUGAAGCUUAACAUGUACAUCACCUCAACUAUUUACAUGCAGUCGAUGAAAGCUCACCCAAGC